GGGAAGAAGGAGAAGCAGGCGGCGAGACAAGGCACAGCCACAGCUUCCCUGCAGGGAAGAAGACACGAGGGGAGAGAGCCCCGUCUACCCUCCCAGGGAUUUGGGAAGAAGAGGCUGGCGCGUACCCAGAGCCUUCCUGCUUAGGCUGCUCUCCUCUCUCUCCUUCUUGCUCCAGCUCCCUUCUGACCACCGCUGUGGGUCUGCAUCAGCCAGCUGCUCUUGGUCGCUUCUCUCUUUUGUCCAGGCUGACACAGUUUAUUUCAGGAUUUGAAGUGCUGGAAAUACUGUAUACAUGGCAAAGAACGUAAAAUUUCUUUCAACAGUUUUAAUGUUGUUGUUGCAUGAUUACGUAUCAUCUGAAGAUGGUGAUAUAAGAUCAAGUUGCCGAACUGCCCCAACAGAUUUAGUUUUCAUCUUGGAUGGCUCCUGGAGCGUUGGCCCUGAAAACUUUGAAAUUGUCAAGAGAUGGCUUGUAAAUAUUACAAGUAACUUUAAUAUAGGACCAAAAUUUAUUCAGGUUGGAGUAGUUCAGUACAGCGAUUACCCUGUACUUGAAAUUCCAUUUGGGUUUCAUGAUUCCAAUGAGAACCUACUCAGAGGAAUGGAAUACAUACAAUACUUGGGUGGAAAUACACAAACAGGGAAAGCAAUUCAGUUUGCGCUUGACCACCUAUUUGCUAAAUCUUCAAGAUUUCUUACAAAAAUUGCUGUUGUUCUUACUGAUGGCAAGUCACAAGAUGAUGUCAAAGAAGUGGCGGCUGAAGCAAGAAAAAACAAAGUCACUCUAUUUGCCAUUGGAGUUGGUUCUGAAACUGAAGAGGAUGAAUUGAGAGCAAUUGCCAACAAGCCUUCAUCAACGUAUGUGUUCUAUGUUGAAGAUUAUAUUGCAAUAUCCAGGAUAAGAGAAGUAAUAAAACAGAAACUCUGUGAAGAAUCAGUUUGUCCAACCAGAAUUCCUGUGGCAUCUCGGGAUGAAAAAGGAUUUGAUAUCCUCCUAGGGUUAGGUGUGAAGAAAAAGGUGAAAAAGAGAAUUCAGAUCCCAUUUACUAAUGCAAAAGCUUAUGAAGUAACUUCACGCAUUGAUCUAUCAGAAUUGACAAGGAAUGUCUUUCCAGAAGGACUCCCUCCAUCAUAUGUGUUUGUAUCUACUCAGAGAUUUAAAGUCAGAAAAACAUGGGAUUUGUGGAGGAUUCUGAGCCUGGAUGGAAGGCCACAGAUAGCUGUUACUAUACACGGAGAAGACAAAGCAUUAUCAUUUACUACAACAAGCUUAGUAAAUGACACUCAAGUUGUUACUUUUACUGCACCCCGUGUAAAGAUGUUGUUUGAUGAAGGUUGGCAUCAAAUCCGUCUCUUAGUAACAGAAGCAGAUGUAACGUUGUACAUAGAUGACCAAGAAAUAGAAGUGAAGCCAUUGCAUCCUGUUUUAGGGAUCUAUAUUAGUGGAGUGACUCAAAUAGGAAAAUAUUCGGGGAAGGAGGAGACUGUACAGUUUGAUGUUCAAAAGCUAAGAAUCUACUGUGACCCUGAACAAAACAACCGAGAAACAGCCUGUGAAAUACCUGGCUUUAAUGGAGAGUGUAUGAAUGGACCUAGUGACGUCGGAUCUACACCACCUCCUUGUAUCUGUCCUCCAGGUAAACAAGGACCAGCAGGCCCCAAAGGCGAUCCUGGACAACCUGGGAAUCAUGGCUACCCUGGAGAACCUGGUCCAGAUGGUAAGCCUGGCUAUCAAGGAAUAGCAGGAACGCCUGGUAUUCCAGGAUCCCCUGGGAUUCAAGGACCACGUGGACUUCCUGGCAUGAAGGGUGAACCUGGGUCAGAUGGAGCAAAGGGUGAACGUGGACCUCCAGGUUUCCCUGGAUUACAUGGGAUGCCAGCAUCUAAGGGUGACAGAGGUCCUAAAGGAGAUCCUGGGCCACCUGGAAUUUACGGGAAAAAGGGAGCGAAAGGAGGAAAAGGUGAUGGGGGAUUUCCAGGACUGCCUGGCCGGCCUGGCGAUCCUGGGAGGACAGGGAAGGAUGGUUUACCUGGAAUUCCUGGCCUUAAGGGAGAAGACGGACAACCAGGUUCUACAGGGCCAGAAGGAAGACGAGGAGACCCUGGAAUUCCUGGGAUUCCUGGAAUGCAAGGAAUAAAAGGAGAAAAGGGUGAAGUUGGACCACCUGGACCAGAAGGAACAAAAGGAUCACCAGGGACUCCUGGUUUGCCUGGACCUGAGGGGUCAUUAGGUUUACCUGGCGGACCUGGGUCUAAGGGCAGCAAAGGUGAACAGGGACUACAAGGGAAACCAGGACCAUCAGGUGUAAAGGGAGAAUAUGGUCGAACAGGUACUCCAGGGGAACCAGGCUAUCCCGGGAUACCUGGCACACCAGGUUUGAAGGGAGACAAAGGGAAUUCAGGUGAAAGAGGAUUCCAGGGCAAGAAAGGUGAAAGUGGCAGAAUAGGCAGUCCAGGUCACAAGGGUGAGAUGGGAUCCAGUGGAGCCAAUGGAGAGAAAGGCGAGAAAGGGGAUCCUGGUAUUCAUGGCAUCAAUGGACAAAAGGGAGAACCUGGCAUGAGUGGCUUGGUUGGUCCACCAGGUCCAAGGGGAGGACAAGGAGAAAGGGGAUCUCCAGGAAUUCCCGGCUCAGAUGGAAAACCUGGAAGAGGUUUUUCAGAAGAUUUUAUUCGACAAGUUUGUGCAGACGUGCUAAGAACCCAGUUACCAACUAUGCUUCAGAAUGGAAGGCAACACUGUGAUCAAUGCCAGUCUCAUGGUGCGGCCCCAGGACCUCCCGGUCCACCAGGCCCAGUUGGUCCCCAAGGUCCCCGAGGCUUUCCUGGCUUACAAGGGAAUGAUGGUCUUCCAGGUCUGACAGGGGCACCUGGACGUCAUGGAUCUCGUGGGGCAAAAGGACUACCAGGAAGAAAUGGAGCUAAAGGAAGCCAAGGAAUUGGACUUCCUGGUAUACCAGGGCCUCCAGGACCACCAGGUCCUGAAGGUCCACGUGGGAUGAGUAAAGAAGGACGUCCUGGAGAAAGUGGGGAACCCGGUAAAGAUGGAGAGCGUGGCAGUCCUGGAAUGCCUGGACGAACUGGACCACCUGGAAUUUGUGACCCAUCUUUAUGCUUUAGUGUAAUUGCAGGAAGAGAUCCAUUUAGAAAAGGACCAAAUUAUUGAGCUGGAAUGUGUUAAUGAUAGACUAGGCUUGAUGCUUGCCUUAUAUGAUCUUUUAAGUCUCAGGAAGACAGCUGGCAACAAUCUCCUUUCCCAGGAACUAAAGUACCUCCGGUGUAAAGUGUAAUAUGGUAACAUAAUUCCAUAUUCAGUGUGAGACUCUCAAUACGUGGAGUCUUUGGUCUAAUUACUGCAAAUCUCUGGGCCACAAACCUGUUAAAAUUAGUUCUCUGUCAUUUAAAGAAGAAAAUGAAGAGAAAAAAAACCUUUUACAUCAUUAACUUAGAAUUUCACUCCUUUCAGUCAUGACUGCCUUUAUCUGGAUUGGGAUUCUGAUAUUGAGUGGAAGUGCAUUUUCACCUAUAACAUUGAGAUUCACUCUUUCAAAGUGUCCUAGCAGUGUUUUUAUUGACUGCCUAAAGUUGAAGUGGGCCUCCAGUGCUCAGUGAGCAGGUAUGUCACUGUGAACUAUUUUGCAUUCACCCCACAUAUAUAGCUUCUUGUCAUUUUAAUGAAAUAUGGCUGGUUAUUUCAGAUAUCUGUGAAUUUCAUCAGUUUCUAUAUGUUUCAUGUUUUACCAGCUACAAUAUUCUUCUGUGAAAUGCACGAACCCCCAUUGUCAUCAUCUUUUUUUGUUGUCGUUGUUGGCUACUUUAACAUAAAGUGUUUUCAUGCCAUUUCUGUUACCCAUGUGGUCCUCAAAGAAUUUAUCCAAAUAUCCAAUUAUACAUUUUCUUCUAUAAAUGAGAAAAUCUCUGGAGGCUCCUUAAACAAUUUUUUAAAAACUUAGGAAGAGCUGAAUUCUAAUGAUAAUCUGGAAAACAUUUUUUUAAAUGAGAACAAAAAAGCAAAAUAAAAUUGCACAACAAAGUUAACCAUAUUUAAUUUUUCAGCCCAACUAUAGAGCUUAAUGUCGUCAUGUUUGCUAUGCUCCAUAGGACUGCAGUUGUCGAACAAAAGUUUACAAGAUACACUUUUUUUGCUCACUAUGUAACUAUAGUGUAUGUUAUGCUGCUUCACUGUAUGUUUUCAGCAAGGCAUUUCUAUGUUUAUUUUGUGAAAUGAGAUACAACCCCAAAGCACUGCUGGCCAUCUAAUUCUCAGUUGUACAAUUUCUAUCAGAGUUUGAAUCUUUUUUAAAGUAUUAAUGCAUAAUAAUUAAUGUUAUUACACUUACUCAAAGCUUUAUAACUGGUCGUUUGUUGUUGGUUUGUCUCUUGUCAUUUGUAAUAUGCUUGACAUUCAAGGUAAAAUAAAUUUUUACAGAAA
Messenger RNA from Anolis sagrei ordinatus, 4429 nucleotides. RefSeq names its product collagen type XXI alpha 1 chain (gene COL21A1). The record is from RefSeq and is a predicted model, not a curated record. NCBI's taxonomy places the organism in Eukaryota, Metazoa, Chordata, Lepidosauria, Squamata, Anolidae.